Messenger RNA from Odocoileus virginianus texanus, 1234 nucleotides. It is a transcript of the gene BLOC1S4, whose product is annotated as biogenesis of lysosomal organelles complex 1 subunit 4. The record is from RefSeq and is a predicted model, not a curated record. NCBI's taxonomy places the organism in Eukaryota, Metazoa, Chordata, Mammalia, Artiodactyla, Cervidae. Gene Ontology annotation, cellular component: BLOC-1 complex.
UACGCCUCCUGCCUGCUGCCUGGCGCGGGGGCGCGGGCCGAGAUCGAGGCGCUGGACGCUAGCCUGGAGGACCUGCUCACCAGGGUGGACGAGUUUGUGGGCAUGCUGGACAUGCUGCGCGGCGACUCCUCUCACGUAGUCGGCGAGGGCGUGCCUCUCAUUUACGCCAAGGCCACCGAGAUGCGGCGAGUCUACAGCAAGAUCGACCGGCUGGAGGCCUUUGUGGGCAUGGUCAGCGCCAGCGUAGCCAGGCUGGAGGAGCAGGUCGCCAGGGCUGAGGCCGAGCUGGGGACGUUCCCCAGUACGUUCAGGAAACUGCUGCACACGAUUAACGUUCCCUCGUUUUUCCACAAGGCGCCCUCCGGCAGGUCCCAACUGACCGGCUACGAACCCCCCGUCGUCUUUCGGACAGAAGACCAUUUUCCCUGUUGUAGCGAAAGACAUCAGGUCUGAGUCUGUCGGACAGCGCUACAAGAGGACAGGUCUGAAAUUAUCUCGGCUGUUAAUCAGAUCAGUUGAAAUUCCUGUUACCGGACACCUCUGAUGUUGGAGUAUGAAAUUGUAAAGUUUAUUUUUUGCACACUUGAUUGCUCACUCACCUCAUCAUUUCACGUGGAAUGUGUGGUUUUCUAUGUCUUCCAGUUCAAACUUGAAACACGAAAGCUGCUUGGUGGGGGAAACCCGGAAGCAAAAUGUAUGAACUUACCUGCACACUGUGGCAGAACUGUCAUUUUUAGGCAUUUUACAGCUCAACUAACAGUAUUACCUUUUCAACAUUUGUAUAUUUGCAAUACUCUUAGGAAAACUACUGAGCCCUUAAAGCCUUGUUAACUGGAGCCUAACAAAUUAUUGACCAGAGACGUAUUCAUACGUCUUUUGUUAACCAGACUAUCGCCUGGAGACGGUUCGAUAUUCUCUUAUAGAACAAAUCAACGGCCGCAGCUGUUCCUUCCUGCAAAAAUCUCCCAAUCAACAAGUGCUGAUAGUGACUCAGAUUUCUAUAGCAUACUUCAGGGUAGGUUGUAAAUUAUUUUAAAUUAUAUUAAACUUUCCAUAUGAUGGAUUGUAAACCAAAGGAAAUUAUACAAUAUUUGAAAAAAUGUUUUUAUUGCAACUCAUUCUGAAGUUGUAUUUGAAAGUAUAAUUCUAGUCUUAAUUUGUCCGUGCGUUUGGUUUGUAAUUUAAAAAUUAAUAAAAAGUUUAAAUUUUAUUGGAAAAGCUUUCUGUCUGAAAA